Molecule: messenger RNA, 1396 nt
Organism: Dioscorea cayenensis subsp. rotundata (Guinea yam)
Lineage: Eukaryota; Viridiplantae; Streptophyta; Magnoliopsida; Dioscoreales; Dioscoreaceae
Product: hydroxyethylthiazole kinase
Exons: 3
Coding region: 25-903 (292 amino acids)
Biological process (GO): thiamine biosynthetic process
Molecular function (GO): hydroxyethylthiazole kinase activity; ATP binding; magnesium ion binding
Source: RefSeq, a predicted model, not a curated record
UUCAAGCUAAACCAUCGAGCAAGAAUGGCAGAUGAAUCAUCGCCGGAGCUCACCGUCGAGAACGUCGGACCGGCGAUGAAUCCGGCGGGGAUCCUCUGGGGACGAAGAGCAUGGGAGCUGCUUUCUCUGGUGCGAGCUCGAUCUCCUCUAGUUCAGUGCAUCACCAACUUCGUUUCCAUGGACCUCGUCGCCAACUCCCUUCUCGCCGCCGGCGCUUCUCCGGCGAUGGUCCAUUCUAUACACGAGAUCGACGCCUUCACGCCACGUUGCGACGCUAUCUACGUCAACAUUGGAACUCUCUCGGAAUCCUGGCUUCCAUCCAUGCGCGCUGCCGCUUCGGCAGCGGUCAAUGCGAGCCGGCCUUGGAUCCUCGAUCCUGUUGCUGUCUCGGCCUCCGAUUUCCGCAUGGAUGCCUGCUUGGGCCUCGUCGCCCUCCGUCCUGCCGUCAUCCGCGGGAACCCCUCCGAGAUUCUCGCCCUUUCCUCAGCCUGUAGGUUUUCUGAUUCCAAGGGAGUAGAUAGCUCGCACGAGUCCACUGAUGCGGUGGAAGCUGCGAUGUCCUUGGCACGAACAAGCAAUGCUAUUGUUGCUGUAUCCGGAGCUAUUGACUAUGUGACUGAUGGACAGCGGGUGGUAGGCGCUCAAAACGGUGUCCCUAUGCUGCAGAAGAUCACAGCGACAGGAUGUGCAGUCACUGCUCUCAUUGCCGCCUUUGUUGCUGUUGAUCCAUCAAAUCCUUUUGAAGCAACUGUUUGCGCACUUUCCAUCUUUGGCCUAGCAGGGGAGAUGGGGAUGGACUUUGCUCGAGGACCUGCUUCACUUCGAAUGACCCUGAUAGAUUCACUUCACGGGCUCGAUGAGCAAAAUGUUGUAUCUCGUGUCAUUGUUUCCCCAAUGCCAUGAUAGCUACACGCCGGCAGCUAUGUCUUUGGCAAGACAGAGGACAGUGCCACCUGCAAAGCAGCCUUGUUGGUAUAGAGCAUGAAGCAGUUGAUGUCGUGGUGGAGGGAGAGGAUCGUUUGGUGAGGCGGUAGUGAGCUCCCGACAUGUCGGUGCAGAAGAUGAGGUGGGGGAUGAUUGACUUUGGAAGGCCACAUUCCUUGAUGGCUUGGAGGAUUGCUCGCUUGGCGAACCUUAGGGAUUCAAGUAAGGGCUAUCUCUUGCCAAAGGUCAAAGAUGGAGCCAUGAAGGCACAGAGAUUAGGGUUCUUCUUCACUGUGUCCUCUGUGUAGUGUAUGUAUCUCUUGUUGAUCAUGGACUUGUCGCUUACGUGCAUGGAAUUGCAUGGGAGUUAACAGUGUGUUUGUCUUUCUUGGCGUUGCAUGGCAACACUGGUUCAGAAGAUUUUUGGAGAUUUGAACUUAUUAUUUAUUUUAUUAAAAGUCCAUCUUUUUGC